Messenger RNA from Phytomonas sp. Hart1, 2571 nucleotides. NCBI's taxonomy places the organism in Eukaryota, Euglenozoa, Kinetoplastea, Trypanosomatida, Trypanosomatidae. The record is from the annotation of a GenBank genome assembly.
AUGAGACGCCUUUUCCGCACCACGCGGGCGCUUUGGAUGCGGUUCGACAAGGAAAAUCCACCCAACGAAUCGCCUACCAACGAUGCCAAGGAUUCUGCCCCUCCGGUUCGAUUUACGCCCUUGACGGAAACGAUGAAACCCAAGGCGGUUUCCUUGGAUUUCACCCCCUUUCCGCUCCCCAAGUACGACACCGCGUUGGGUUUUGGGCCGGUCCGACUGACUAACAUCCCCGACAUUGAAAAGACCCGGGAGCGCAUGCGGCAACCCCCGGCCCCCCGCCCCAACCCCCCGCGGACGUUGGUCGAGGUGGCACCCCCCGUUGAGGAGGGGUUUUUGCAGCCCGCGGAUCUUUUCGACGACGGCCUGGCGGCCCCCCGCCGCCCGAUCCCAUCCGCCCCGGACGCGGGAUUGGAUCUUCAGGGCUACGAAGUCGCCCCGCGCUUUCCCGCGGUGGAUCGCCUCGAAUGCCGGCGGUCCGUCGGGGAUCUUCUCGCGCAGUUCGCGAAUCGCCCCCAGCGGGAGGCGCGGACGGCGACGGUUUGGGAUUUCGCCUCCAGCCUCCCCCGCCGCUCCAACGCGGACCUCACGCGGAUGUUUUACGAACUCGGCGGCCUUUUCACCCCUCACGGGCGGGGGUUGCAAUUCCCGAUGAUUAAGGUGGUGAAGUAUGGCCGCCCGUAUUUCGUCUCGAGCAGCCUCUUGCAAGCUUUUUGGGGGCUUCUGGAGGCCGCCACGGAGACGUUUACGCUGGAGCAGCCCGAGCGGCUUUGCCAGUCCCCCCCGCUUUUUCUCCAACUCCUUCAUUUCCUCGCGCUGGUGAAAGUUUUUGAGCCGAAUUUGUGGUUCUCGCCGAACCCGACGAUGAUCCAAAACAGGGCGGAUUACUCCCAUCCAAGGGGUGUAAACCGCUCGGUCUCCCACCAACGGACCGGGGAGGAUUUGUUCGAUUACAUGAUGAGCCUUCUUCUUAUGGUUGACGAGCCUCAACUUCCGAAUAAUGAUCGGGGAAGCUCCUUUUUAGAUCGGUUUUCAUUCGAACAGCUCUUAGAUUUGCUUGGCGGGCUCGCCGCGGUGAUGCCAGAUGGUCGUCCGGAGGGAAAAGUCGUCAACGCGAUUUUGCAGAACCUUAUCAAGAGGUGGGAAAAUCAGCAUAACGAGGUCCGAAGCCUCGACGAGGUGAGGAAUUUAGAGCGCUUAUACUUAAUCCUGAAUUUGAUGAACAUCAAGUGCAAUGGGAUUUUAUGUGCCCUUCUCGAAGGCGGCGGCGAAAACGAGGAGGAAAAGUUGAUGAAAAGCUUAGGACGAUGUGCCUUUCCGGCGAUUUCUUUGCGUCUUCAUCCAUCAUUGGGGCAAACUAACAGCGAUGCUGUGCGCGGCCCGGAUUUCUUCGCUAGCGUCUCGCGCGAGAAAAGCGCCGAGGUGCUCCGCCGCGCCGUAGUGGAGCUCCGUCGUAGCCUUUUGUUUGCGCAUAAAACGCAGAAUAAGGCGCUUCUGCUUUCUCUUGCGGAAAGCGGAAUGGAGCUUUUGAUGGUACUGCCUGAUAAGGAUGAGGCUGUACGCGUGGCUCGGGCGGAGGGGCUUGAUCACUUGUUAUUAGAAAACAUCCCAGGUUUGGAAAUAGUGAAGGAGCGAAUUCAGCUCGAAGAAGGUGAGCGCAUUCCGGAUGUGGUGGAAAAUUUACAUGAUCUUCAACCUUUUCUGAGCAAGGCGGACUUGGAGUAUUCUCCAAGGUAUCUUACUCAAUAUCAAGGUAAGUUUGUGCACCCUAUUCGAACCCUGCUAUCGGAUUUAAUUUUUGUGAACUCAAUAGAUAACGUCCUCCUUUUACAUUCUAGCAUUGUGGAAAAGUCCGUGAGCCCGCUUAUUUCGACAAUUCAUCAACGCGGGCGGAGCGGGAAAGAUCUUCUUCUGAUCACCACUUCCUGUUUGCGCGCACUUGAAGUGGAAUUACGCUAUUCGGAGGGCGAAAAGCGGCACAAUUUCUACAAACGCGCACUCGAAGCGAUUGGCUACGAGCUUGAGCAAGGCCGUGCCAUUUUAGUCCCUUUCACGGAGGAGCUCCUUUUGCACGACGCUCGAACGUACUGCGAUGAGGAUUUAAUUUUAUGGACCUUGGCGGCCUUUUUCGCGCGAGAGCUACCUUUAGUGAAAGUGCUCACUCUUAUUAGUCGUACCUCACUCGCAUCGCGCCCGUAUCACUAUUUAAAGGGCGAGCAUAGCCCUCUUUCCGCCGGAGAGGAGGAUCUUUACCGUCAAAACGUGCCUUUAUUGCAGGCCCUUCGUAGUAAAGAACUACGUGCGGUAACGCGUUCCGCUGUUGUGCAGGCUCCUGUUCGUGAUCGACCGACGGCGAUGUUUUACCGCGUGAACCCUUCCCGGCGGCGUUUUCUUUACCGCCGCGAUAAGGCGCUUUUUGAUAAAUAUCACGUGGUAGCGCGUAAUAUAUCGCCUGGUUUUAGCCAAGGCGCCCUUGCCAGUGAUUUACGUGGCCUUGGCUUUUAUACGCCCGAUCACCCUCAGGUUCCUUACACCCCUCUUCCCAGAAUUCUACAAAAACACCUCUCUGCCUAA